Messenger RNA from Trichomycterus rosablanca, 3663 nucleotides. It is a transcript of the gene mgat1a, whose product is annotated as alpha-1,3-mannosyl-glycoprotein 2-beta-N-acetylglucosaminyltransferase a. Gene Ontology annotation, cellular component: Golgi apparatus. The record is from RefSeq and is a predicted model, not a curated record. Bases 461 to 1771 code for a protein of 436 amino acids. The transcript has 3 exons. Gene Ontology annotation, molecular function: alpha-1,3-mannosylglycoprotein 2-beta-N-acetylglucosaminyltransferase activity. NCBI's taxonomy places the organism in Eukaryota, Metazoa, Chordata, Actinopteri, Siluriformes, Trichomycteridae. Gene Ontology annotation, biological process: protein N-linked glycosylation.
UUUAUAGACAAACAUAAAUAUAAAAAUGCUUUUAUUAAGCACUGCUGAGAUACAGCGUGAAUUUUACUAUCGUUUUAUUUUAAAUCAGGAAAAUGUUUACGGGUGAUUCUUCAGCGAGAAAGAAAUGGAGGAGAAAGUAAAUGGUGUGGAGAGUUGAUACAUGACAUCUGGAACUGACCCCCUGUGACCAUGGAUUUUGGCUUCAAACUUGCCUACCUGCCAGUGCACCACUGACCUUAUUCUGGAAAAAACAUGACCUUGUUUGCCUUUCAAAUGUAGCCAUUGUGCUUGUCAAGCAUGUAAUUAUAAUCAUGGAUGUAUGCUGGUCCACUCCUUGACCUAUGCGGUGCUUAGUAAAAACCUGUACUUCCCUUCAGCUUGGUUUGCUAUUGUUCACUAUAUCUUCCACUGAUGCCAUCCUGAAGCCAGCAGUCGGUGGCUCUCUAGGUCCUCUUUGGCCAUGCUCCACAAGAGAAGAUGUUUACUUAUUUGUGCCAUCUUGUUUAUUGCUUGGAACAUUCUACUUAUCUUUUUCCUCAUGGGACGGUCCUCUAGAUAUAAAGACCAAAAAUACAAUGAUGUCAUGACUGAAUUAAUGGAACUUGUUGAUAAAUUUGAGGAAGAAUUUGAGUCACAGAACAAAAUUCUUUUUGAAAUUGAGAGACACAGGUCACUCUUGGGUGAACGCAAACGCAAUGGCACCGCGGUAAAGUGGAAACCAAUUGUAAAAAAGCAACGGAGCGUGGUCAUUCCCAUCUUGGUCAUAGCAUGUAACCGGGUAACAGUAAAACGCUGCUUGGACAAACUCCUUGAGUACCGUCCUUCAGCUGAACAUUUUCCCAUUAUUGUAAGCCAGGAUUGUGGGCAUGCAGAGACCGCCAAUGUGAUUGCAUCGUAUGGCAGUAAAGUGACUCACAUUAAACAACCUGAUCUGUUGGAUAUCCCAGUGCCUCCAGCACACAGGAAGUUCCAGGGUUACUACAAAAUCUCCAGACACUACCGCUGGGCUCUGAACCAGGUGUUCCACACCUUUUCAUACUCAACUGUCAUUGUCGUGGAGGAUGACUUGGAGGUGGCUCCUGACUUCUUUGAGUACUUUAAAGCCCUAUACCCUAUACUGAAAUCCGACCCAACUCUUUGGUGUGUAUCUGCUUGGAAUGACAAUGGCAGAGAGGGAUAUGUUGAUCCUGGGAAAUCAAGCCUUUUAUACAGGACAGACUUUUUCCCAGGGCUUGGAUGGAUGCUGCUAAAAGAAGUCUGGCUUGAGCUUGAGCCUAAAUGGCCCGCUUCAUUUUGGGAUGACUGGAUGCGGCAUCCUGAUCAGCGCAAAGAAAGGUCUUGCAUUCGGCCAGAAAUCUCUAGAACGUUAACAUUUGGUCACAAGGGUGUGAGCUUGGGUCAGUUCUAUGAGAGGUACCUGCGCUUUAUUAAACUUAACACGCAAUUUGUGCCUUUUACAAAAACAGACCUGUCCUAUUUAGAGAAAAAGAAAUAUGAUGAGGCUUUUGAAAAGGAGGUAUACAGUGCUCCGUUAGUGACUGUGAAGGAGCUGCAGAGUGGCAGGCUGUCUGGGCCAGGCCCAUUUCGGGUACAGUACUCCAGUGCUGAGAGUUUUAAAGUACUGGCGAAAAACUUUGGAGUCAUGGAUGACUUGAAGUCUGGAGUACCACGUACAGGCUAUCGGGCCAUUGUUAGCUUCUUUUCUCGUGGAAAGCGGAUUUACAUAGCACCGCCCGUGGGCUGGACUAAGUAUAAUCCAAGCUGGAGUUGAAAAAUGCUGUGCCUAUCUCAAGUCUAAAAAUCCUCCAUAAUGUGAGUGUGAUUACAUGUACACCGGUGGUUCAGUCACUAUCAGAUUACUGCGGUUAUAUGAUUAUUCAAGUGCUUGUGUAAACACCAUAUUGAAAGAAACAAUGGUUUAAUAUGGUGCAAAUGUAUGUUUAUUUUACACCUUUUUAACCACACUUAAAAAAUCACAUAGCACACUACAUUUGGAAAUAUUGGUGUAUAUUUUUUGUAAAUAAAACAGCAGGUCUAAAACUUAAGCUACCAAUUAUAACUUGGAAAAGCUGAAGUUGACAGACGUGACACCAAAGAAAAUUGUAUUGUAGACUUCAUGCCUCAGGUCAAUGUUGAGUUUUUAAAAGAAGAGCCGGGAUGUCCCAAUCACACUUUUCUUUUCUUUUUUGAUUUGAGAGUUUGGGCUGAUUCUGAUAGUAAGCUAUCAUGUAAGAAAUUGUUAAGAAAGGUAAAGUAAUGAAUCUGAAUAGGUCAAAUCGAUUGAAUACAAAUUUAGAAUUUUAGUUUGAUGUUUGAUAUAAGAUCAGGAUCGGAUUAUGCCUAAAAAAGGAGCAAUACACACACACACACACACACACACACUAAUGAGCCAAAACAUUGGCACCACCUCUCAAAAUGUGCAUGACGAUGCCUGUUUUGUAAUGACUGUGCACGUGACAAUCAGGGAUUCAUAAAAUGUUGGGCUGAUGGCAGUUACUCUUAGUUCACAAGUUAAAUGCAGCAGAUAAGAUCAGACAUAAAGACCUGUGAAAUAGCUAGGGGUGCUUAAAGGCAGCUGUGGUGAGUAAACGCGCCGCAUCGAACCCUUGUGUUUUGUGAUACUGGUGAGUUACAGACCAAAGUGCCCAUGCUAAGUCCUGUCCAUAGUUGAAAGCAUCUACAAUGGCCAGAAAGGCAAAAUAACACACAUGGACAUUGAAGCAAUAGAAGAUGGUCAAAGCUCAGCGGUUAAGGAACUUGACUGGUGAUUGGGCUCCACCAUGCCAGGCUGCCACUGUUGGACUCCUGAACAAUGCACUUAAUCCUCAAUUGCUUGCAGUUGUAAGUGGCUUUGGAUUUAAGCAUGUGCUACAUGCUGUAAAUGUAAGGUGUGACUCUUGUACACAGUUGAAAGCACAUACAAUAGGCAUGAAGACAUUGUAACACACAUGGACAGUAGACCAAUGGAAGUUGGUGGUUAAUUCCUGAUUUCUCCAAGAUCAUGUGCAUAGUUGGGCACGUGUGCAUCAUUUACCCACAAAAGAGAUGGCACCAGCAUGUACUGUGGGAUCCGCCUACCCACAUACAUAAGUUAAAGGACCAGACUCCACAGGACUUUUGAAAAGAUCAUGUUUUGGUGGAUCAGAGCUGAUAUGAUAGCUUAUUGGGUGGGUGAUCCUAUUUUUUAUUGUUCUAUGUGUGUGUUUGUGUUUAUAAACAAAUAUAUUAGGUUUGUAACAGAAUGCUGCCAUCAUACAUGUGACUUACCUAAUUUAAUCAUAUCAGAUUAUAAUCAGAAACUUGAUGCAAACUUGAAAUUCUAUUCACCUGUCACUUUUAAAUUUUCUAUUUCAAGUGCCUUUAAACUUUUCUACUUUUUGUCAAAUUAUUAUAUGUGGAAUUCUUGUCAAGUGGUGGUGAAUGGUAUUUGUUUUUGGAAAAUUGUGUAGUUUUUAAAACAUGUUUGUUGAAGAGCAGUUAUUAGUUUUGAUCACACAAUUUAACAUUGUGUUGACCUUUAGGGGUUAAUUUGUGGGGGUAAAUAAAGCAAAUAUUUAAAUUCCUAACAUUUGUGGUUUAUUGUGUCUCAGACCAACAAUAAAGUGGCACAUUUUUUCUUUACUUUUGAAAAUACUAAUAAAACGUUUGAACAUUUAGAACAAA